Messenger RNA from Mesocricetus auratus (golden hamster), 5236 nucleotides. It is a transcript of the gene Bmp10, whose product is annotated as bone morphogenetic protein 10. Gene Ontology annotation, cellular component: extracellular region. Gene Ontology annotation, molecular function: cytokine activity; growth factor activity. The coding region runs from base 24 to 1295 and encodes 423 amino acids. The transcript has 2 exons. The record is from RefSeq and is a predicted model, not a curated record. Gene Ontology annotation, biological process: BMP signaling pathway; SMAD protein signal transduction. NCBI's taxonomy places the organism in Eukaryota, Metazoa, Chordata, Mammalia, Rodentia, Cricetidae.
GAGCUGGGGAGCUGAGCAGAGUCAUGGGUUCUCUGGUCCUGCAGCUGAGCGCUGUCUUCUGCCUGAUGGCUCGCUCGGUUUCUGGCAGCCCCAUCAUGGGCCUUGAGCAGUCUCCCCUGGAAGAAGACAUGCCCUUCUUCGAUGAUGUCUUCACGGAGCAAGACGGUAUGGACUUCAAUACACUGCUGCAGAGUAUGAAAGACGAGUUUCUCAAGACAUUGAACCUGUCCGACAUUCCCCAGCAGGACACAGCCAAAGUGGAUCCGCCAGAGUACAUGCUAGAACUCUACAACAAAUUCGCCACGGACCGGACCUCCAUGCCAUCUGCUAACAUCAUCCGGAGCUUCAAGAAUGAAGAUCUGUUUUCUCAACCGGUCAGUUUUAAUGGGGUCCGGAAAUACCCUCUCCUCUUCAAUGUGUCCAUCCCGCACCAUGAGGAGGUCAUCAUGGCUGAACUCAGGUUGUACACACUGGUACAAAGAGAUCGUGUGAUGUAUGAUGGUGUGGACCGGAAGAUCACCAUCUUUGAAGUACUGGAGAAUGUCGAGGGUGGCAAGGAUGAAAGGAGCAUGCUGGUCUUAGUGUCAACAGAGAUCUAUGGAAUCAGCAGUGAGUGGGAGACAUUCGAUGUCACGGAUGCCACCAGACGGUGGCAAAAGUCAGGCCCAUCUACCCAUCAGCUGGAGAUCCACAUCCAGAGCACACAAAACCAAGCUGAGGACACUGGAAGGGGACAACUGGAAAUAGAUAUCAGUGCCCAGAAUAAACACGACCCUUUGCUUGUUGUGUUUUCUGACGACCAAAGCAAUGACAAGGAGGACAAAGAGGAACUGAGUGAAAUGAUUACUCACGAGCAGGAUCUGGACCUGGACCUGGACAUGGAUGGUUUUUCCAGCAGGCCUGAUGAAGAGGCCUUGCUGCAGAUGAGGUCUAACAUGAUUGAUGACUCUACUGCUCGAAUCAGAAGGAAUGCCAAGGGAAACUACUGCAAGAAGUCCUCACUCUACAUUGACUUCAAGGAGAUUGGUUGGGACUCCUGGAUCAUCGCACCACCUGGGUAUGAAGCCUAUGAAUGCCGUGGUGUCUGUAACUACCCUCUGGCAGAGCACCUCACACCCACAAAACAUGCUAUUAUCCAGUCUUUAGUCCACCUCAAGAAUUCCCAGAAGGCUUCCAAAGCCUGCUGUGUGCCCACGAAGCUGGAUCCUAUCUCCAUUCUCUAUUUAGAUAAAGGUGUUGUCACCUACAAGUUUAAAUAUGAAGGAAUGGCUGUGUCUGAAUGUGGCUGUAGAUAGGAGUCCCAUGGCUUAUUUAAUAACUGCAAAUGUGUAUAUUUUGUGUUUUAUUUAAUGAAACUAUUUAAUGAAGGUGUACAGAUAAUAGAGGUUGCCACCAUAGGGAAGUGGACAGGUCAGUGUGCUGUAGAAAAUUCAUAUUUUGCUAUACAAUCCAGUCCCUUCCACUUAUUUUCUUUGGACUCUCAUUUCCCAGUGAUACCAUCUCUAACAACAAAACACAGGCCCGUACCACUUAUCCUCUAUGUCAUUUUGGAAAGAGCAGUCUCUAAAAGGAAAUAGUGUCAAUACAUUUGUGCAUGUCCAUGCAGGUGCACAUGGACUUAUGGAAAUCAUUUUGUCCAACAGAGGUAGACUAUAUUGAUACAUGUGAGUGGCUUCCUCCAGGGUAUAGGAUUUGGGAUAAGAAAGUUCAUAUCAGGAGUUUAACCUAGAGAAGCAUAUUUUCCAAAUGUUCUGGGAAUGUGAACAUAGUUCUUUUCAGUUGUAUCUGCCAUGGUUCAGAGCAGCAGGCUGGAUGAGCAAGCUGCAGGCUCAAGAGGAGAGUGGCGUUGUCAGAUACAUGAAGUAAAUGGCCCUGACAGGCAAUGGUCCCAGAGAUGCACUUGCAAAGAAUGGGCCCCUGAGCCAUGUACUCCAAAGGACAGUGCCUGAUCAAGUAAUAUGAGGGUAGGGGAAUGUCAGGACUGACUCCCCCUCAGUCAACAGGAGCAAGGCCACAUGUGCCAGCCUUUACUGCCAUAUAGAGCUAUGGAGGUGGUGGUGGGGGCACAGAUGCUGUCCUCAGGUGUGAUGGUAAAAUAAUCACAAUUCGAAUGGAAUAGCUAAAUCUUUUGGAACAAAAUAAAAUGAUCCAAGACUAAGAGGACUAUGGAAAGGGAGCUAUUUGAUGGACUCUACCGAACAUAGUCUUCAUUUUCUGACUUCCCUCUCUUGCUGGCCACCUCUGAUUUCUCUCACCUUCUUUCCUUUGUUGAACUUCCUGUCCAUCAUGCCUCUUGCUUUCUCUCCCUUCAUCACCCAUGACCUGGGCUGGAAGGAGGCACUUGAAAGCAUUUUCACUCAGUGUGAAAUCAGUUAGUGAUCUGAUUUCUAGACUUAUUCUGGAAAUUUAACCUGACUCGAUUUUAGCUAUAUCCUUUCAGGUAUGAUUUUUGUGAAGAACACAGAAUAGAAGAAGACUAGAGUUGGAGCAAAUACAUUCAAACCCAUGAAUUAGUAGACUCAUAAGCAGGUGACUCAAAUGUGGAGCUUAAACUUAGAAAUCAGCCUUGGUCUUGGAAGGAACCCUGUAGCAUUUCCAUUCUUCCCACUCUGCUCUCCUUGCAGUUUGAAACUAUUGUCCAACCCUGCCCUAUUGGUUAUAGAUAUUAAUUUCAAACUACCUAUCAACUUCCUUUCCAUAAACUUCUUUGGGUUAUACAUUCAGAUUGUUCUCUCAAGGAAAGGUAUUUUCUGAAUUUGAACUUCAGCUCCGGAUAUCUAGUUGGUCAAAAUGCAACUCUCAGAGAAGUUGUUGCCCUGGAACAACUUCUUUGAUCCUAAGUGGGAGCACAGUGAGGGACAUUGAAUUGGCUGAGAUGGAUAUUCAACUAAGAAGCAUCCACAUAGCCUCUUUGUAACAUCAUAUGUUUGAGCACAUGCAUAAAUCUGUAUACAUACAGCUGGCACUGAAUAGCCAUGCCAGCAUCUCCUGAAGAAAUGGUACAGCCUUCAUACUCUAUGGUACACCACACAUACUCAUACUCCACGGUACUGCCGGUCCUUUUUUCUCAAGGACACUAUCAUAGACAUUUAUAAAAUCUCAGCUUGGCAGAAAUAGUUUCUUCUUAGGUUCUAGUCAUGGCUCUAGAACCAGACUAGGGCAGAUAGAAGCUCAGCUUUGUGAUUUCAAUAGUUUAGAUGUGUCAUGUGAUGCCGAAUGACUUGCAAACUCCAGGAAAACAUGACAGCCAGAGCUGGGAAAGUGCAUGCUCUCUGGCCAUAGAACACCACUGACAUUAACAUCUGAUACGAGAGGUGUCAGCUCUUGUAUCCCACCAUGCUCACUGCUGCUCACCCAAUCAGCUCCUCAAGAGACUUAGCUGAGCUAUUGAAGAGAGGUGACAGUUGAGACUUGUCUGCAUAUCUUACAUGCUGCUCCAUUUGCUAGAGUGCAAUUAUGAGCUGUAUUUUUCAUGAUGGUCUUCUUGUAGAAAGGUUGAAUAGUCACAUAUUGGAUAUUCAGGUGUUUCUGUUUUCAUUAUUGUUAUGAAUUUUGCUGCCUUAUCAGAAAGUGAAAUGACAAAAGCCAUAAAUAGAAGCAUUCUUCUUGCUUCUCCCAGCAGCUGCGUGCAGCCUGUCUACUUCAUUGCCUUAACCUGAAGCCACAGAAUGGGUAGGCUAUCAGGAAAUUAAAACUUUCUAUGAUGACAAAUCGUUCACUAUGGCCAGCCCAUACCAGUCUUGCUUUAUUUUUAUUUCUUAUGCUUCGAUGGCAAAAGCUGAUAAACCUAAUAUCUCUUGAGGGAAACUCUAGCAGGGGCACUUGGGCAUCCCAGCAUCAGAACGACCAUGUAAAAGUUUCUAGGCUUCUUACUAUUUAUUGAUCGUUAUAUUUAUUUUUGUAAUAUAGUGUAGAAUAUUGAAUAUUUUAUUUUUGUGUGUGUGACUCCCUCUUAAAAGAAUAGCUUUCCUUGCAGCCCAUAGUGUACCCUGCCCAGGGUUUAGCUCAAUUAGAAUAGAAAAGUGUGUAUGUUGCCCUCUGCUUUUUGCAUCAAACUUAUUUUAAGGGAUCUGCCCAUAGCUUUGUGUGUUUGUGUCUUGUGGGCAAGCUGUGAGCCCCUCCCUGUAUCUGCUGAUUUGUAAAUAGCAGACUUAAAACUGAAGUGCAGACGUUUCCAAAUAUAUUUUAUCAGUAAAUGGUAUGCCAUCCCCUAAAUCAACCUGACCAUUUCAUCACAAGAGAGAAACAUGGUCAGCCAUAAGCAAACAAUUAUUAAUCUGUAAACGGAAGUGGCAUUUCAUUGGACCCCCCAAAAUAGGGCCCUUUUUUUUCUAAAAAUAUCCAUUACCUACCUGAACCACCAACUCAAACACACAAUUGUACCAAAAAAAGCCAAGGGCAUUAAAGUAGUGAUUCAUCCAAACUAACCUUCUACAGCCUGCCCUUUCCCAGUGUGAAACAUUUAGUCUGGAAACUUAAUGAUGAAAUACUUUUUUAAAAUGGUUGCUAGAGUUUUAUCAUCUUUUUAUAGUUUAUAUUCUUCCAAUGAAAGGUAUGCUCAUAUGAAGGAAUUUAUCUCUCAAGUUUUACCAAAUUCAUAAGGUGCAGCAGUGUUUAGGUGAAACUUUUUGUCAUUCAUUUGCAGUGUAGCCUGUUUGAGUCAUUGAGCUUCAAACCUGCCCACUUAAUCCCCUCCACAACCCUGUAAGCUCAUGUGUGGUGGAAAAGGAACACUGGGUUCCUGUGUGUCUUCUUGUUCCCAAAGACAUUUGACUUUACACAUUUAGUGAAAGGGGGAAAGCUAACCUUGUACCAUAUCAGCCCAAAAACGAUGUUUCCACGCAGGGAAACAUAUCUGCAUGGAAACACCGCUUGGAGAAUGACCAUUUGCGGUAAUCAGUUCAUUUCUAUCUCACAUGUGCACUGGUGUUUGUGAGCUACUUGCCUAGUUGCCGUGUGGGAAUUGAUGCUAGCUCUCAUCCAGCAGGCUUGGGGGCAUCCAGGAAAUUAGUUGAUUCCUGGACACACUGAAUCAGCUAAGCACAGCCAUGUUCUUUGGUAAAGCAAGUUCAUUGUUCAUGUUCAGAUAUACUGACAUGUUCAGAUAUACUGACUUCAUGUUCAGAAGUCAGACAAAAAGGAAGAUGGAAUAAAUAUUUUACACUCUGUUCAUUAAACAAAUGUGUAUAUUAGAGUCAUCCUGUUAAAUAAAAUGGAAAAAUUAUUUUGACAAUAA